AUGUCCUGUUAUUUUGUUUCUGCAAACUCAAAGCUGCAGCAUCAGCAGGAAUCCGCCAAACUGAAAAAACUCAUAAAGACUACGGAGAGAACUACAGCUGAAAAAUGAGUGCCUCUAAAAGUCAAAGCAAUUUUGAGUCCAAGCUGAAGGAUCUGCAGUGCCACUUCACCUGGGCUCUCGACCUCGAGAAGUCCCAACUUUUACAUUUAAAGGACAAGCUUGAGGACAUCGGCACCGAGAAGGGAAAUCGAUGGCUGGGCCACAUUUACAACCUGCGGGGGUUUAUUGAGCAUAAGCUGGGGUUAAAUGAAGAGGCUAAGAGUUUGUUUCAGAAGGCUACGGAGGCACUCAAUGAGCUGAGAAAGGCAGAUGAGGGUCCUUGGUUAGUGGUGAACUACGGGAACCUGGCCUGGCUGCACCACCACCUGGGAGAUCAAGCGGAGAGUCAGGCUUACCUGUCAAAGGUUGAUGCCCUGAUGGAAAAAUACCCAUCUCCAUCCCAGGGCGAGCUCCAUCCAGAGAUCUGCGCUGAAAGGGCCUGGACGCUGAUCAAAUUCGGUAAAAAGGUACAGCCGCAAGCUGCAGAUCUCUUCGAGAAAGCCAUCAGGAUGCAGCCGGACAGGGUGGAGUGGAACGCCAGCUAUGUCUUAGGUUUAGCGCGUGCCAGUAAGUACAGCGAAAGCGGGGUAGACGCUAGCUCCCUGAAGAAAAUGGAACGCGCAAAGAAUCAGAAUCCAAAUAACUUGUACCUCGCUGCUGUCUACCUUACACAACUUGCCAAGAAAGGACAAAAAGUUGAGGAUGAAGCACAGAAGUUGGCAAGUCAGAUCUUGAGAAAUCCCGUCAGCAGCUACAGCGGUAUAAAGCCAUUACUGAGACUUUACACAUACUACAUAUCUGUAGAUGAGGCCAUUGAUUUGGCAGAGGAUGCUCUGAAAAAACAUCCAGAUGAGCGUUAUCUUACGAGGUGUGUUGCGCUCUGCUACAAGUGGAAGAUCUUGUUUUUUUUCAGAAAGAGUCGCCCAAGGCCAGGCAUGACAGAGAGGGCAAUCAGUCUCCAUAGAGAGGUUAUUUCUCUUUACCCUAACUCUUCAUUCAUCAAGAAAAUUGAUCUUGCAAGUGUGUACGCAAAGUCAGACAAGACUAAAGCCGAGGAGAUAUUCCAGAAACUGCUCCGAAGGGAUUUGGAGCCUGCAGACAAACAGGUGCUUUACAACCGAUUUGCAAAGCACUUAUACUGUGAUAAACAGGAUCACCAAGGGGCAAUGCAGUUCCACAUGAGGGCUGCUUCGAUAACAGUCGAGUCCUUCUUCCGUGACGACAGCAUCAAAGCUCUGAGGAGAACAAAAGACACAACAAAGUGGAACCGAAAGAGUAAAGAAAUAGAAGAGUUUCUAGCUAAGCUGAAACUGUAGUGUCCUCCAGAAAAAUGGAGGUAGUGUAUCACCUAAAAAAAGAUCAGGAGCACUCGCAAAAAUGAAGCUGAGGUGGUUUAUGAAAAUCAUACAAUGAUUUCAAACGGUGAAGUUUUACAGCAGCCUCGAUUAGUUUCAGUGUAAUUAAGAUUUCUUUGCAGGGAACGCUAAAAUAAGAUAUAUUUUUUUUAAGUUUACAAAUCGAUCAAUGUUUGACAAAUUCAUACCGACAUGUAACAGGAGUCCCUGCUGGCUGUGUUUUUGUCGGCGCCGUGUAAACAUGGACGGGACAGCCUUGAAUGUCAUGCAAGAGUUUUUAGAUUACGGUCAUUCCGUGUCAAUUAACAUGCAGUGUGAAGGUACGAACUAACUAAAGAGCGCUAACAUUAGCAUGCUAACACAACGAUGAAGGACAGGUGAUUGCAGUUUGAGUAAAGGACAGUUUUGUCUGCCGCUUAUGCUUAAUGGUGUUUAAUUACAGUGCGAUCUGCAGGCGCUCAUCAGGUUUUGUAUCGCUCCAUUGGGACACUUUUUCUGACCUCCUCCGUCUGAAUGUUUCACAAAAGACGAUUCCCGGAUGUGAAAGUGAAAGGGUACAGCGAAACAUGUAAAUAAAUUAUUAACAUGAUGUUUGCUUAAAACCUGUGUUUAUGUAUUUUUAAAUAUUCAAGAAUAAGCAACUUUGAUUUGGUUAAACUUUAAACAAAUUCAUGUUAAAUUUUAAACAUAUCCACGUAAAUCUGCACUGUGAGUUUGUUUUAUGCAUUUCCAUGAGUUGAUAGAGUUUUGACCCAAAUGGAUUUCAUGUGGUUUGUGUUCCUGAUUGUUUUUACGUCGUCUAAUUCUUGACUUUGCUGAUAAAAAAAGCUCUCUGAAUUUCCUCUGAAGUGAUGAACAUUUGCUUUAUAGAUAACCCUGCGUUGCUUGGUUUUGCAAAAAGAAGUGAAUUUGAUGAAUAUUAUUUUUGGAUGAAGGUGAUUGUGUUCAUGCUGUGAUCAAAUAAACAUGUUCACUACUAAAACUUUGAA
This is a messenger RNA of Labrus bergylta (ballan wrasse), 2443 nucleotides long. RefSeq names its product interferon-induced protein with tetratricopeptide repeats 1. Gene Ontology annotation, cellular component: cytosol. Lineage: Eukaryota; Metazoa; Chordata; Actinopteri; Labriformes; Labridae. Gene Ontology annotation, molecular function: protein binding. The record is from RefSeq and is a predicted model, not a curated record. Gene Ontology annotation, biological process: defense response to virus.